GACAACAGAAACAAUCGUUACCGGAAAAGAUUUCGACGGUCAUUUAUUCAAUUAUUAUUAAAAUGAGCUAUUUUUCAAAGUAUUAACUGGGAAAUUACUCCAUAAACUUAUAAUAAAUAAAGAGUUAAUCGAAAAUGGUUACUUUCAUAAUUGCACAAAUUGGUCGACGAGCACUCUUUUCAAUGUUCUUGUGUUAUAAAAACGUUAAUCUAAAUUUUAAUGUGCAGGCACUCCGAACACUACUAACACUAACACCAUCGUCAAAAAGCCAAGCUCAAAGGAGGCAACUGUCCUUUGUUCGGUAUGACAAGGUCAAGAGAUUUCAUCCCAGUAGAGGUAUAUCAGUAUGUCACACACAUACAUCAAAGUCUAGGUGAAUAAUAAAUAAAAAUUAAUUUUGAAGAAGAGUUGGUUAACUUCUGUUAAAAAUUAGUAUUAGUUUAUUAUUAGUAUUAGGUACCUGGUACUUACUUUGACAUAGAUCAUAGAAUAGAGGCUAGAGGGGGCAUCCAUAAUUAAUUAAUUUUUUUUUUUUUUUUACAAACCAAAAGUGUGGACAGCCAGUAAUUAUUCUNCCCCUUUUUUAAAUUAAAUUUCUAUUAAAGUUUUUCACGUAAAAUGAGAUAGGCAAAAUAUUUAUUUAUCUAGAAAGUUUUGAUUUUGAAAAUACCGAAACUUAUAACAUACUUAGUUGUAAUUAUAUAAAUUAAUUAGACACAACAAAACAUUUAAAUAAGUAUAAAUUAAAUUCACAUAAUAUAUAUAUAUACAUAUAAUAUAUUAAUAUUAUGAUAUAUCAUACCUAAAAAAAAAAGGAGAAAAAAUAAGAGUGGGCGCAAAAAACCAGACAGAAACAAAGUAUAGAAGAAUAAAAAGGAAGUGACUUGGAGUAAAAUGUAAAACACCAAACAGGAAAAAUACAUGGCAGUUACGUAAAUUGUGGAUUUGGUUUAUCCUGUAUGGAGUCAACGUACCAAAUCUUGUUAUCAAUUUAUUCUCCAUAUAGAUCCGAUCCGGUGUGUUACUAGUAUACAGUAUACCAGUAACUGUGAUGUCUAACAUUCCAUCAUGGUUAGUGCUAUUGAAAUGUUUGGAGACAGGACAGAGAGACUGUUUAUUUAUGUUAUAGAGGUGUUCUCUAAACUGGUCUCCAAGGCGACGACCUGUCGCUCAUGCAUAUAAUUUACAGCACUUUUUACAAAGGAUGGUGUAAAUCGCGUUGCGACUUGUGCAGGUAAAGCCAUCUUUUAAUCUGAAUAUUUCCAGAGGGAAAGUGAUCUUAUCAACUUCAAUCACGUAGGGACAUGUGUUACAACGGCUACAGUUGCAACUUUUGGUGGCUUUAUGUGCUUUAAUAGCAGGGAGGUGGCUUCUAACUAGCAUGUCCCUAAGAUUCUUGUAAUAUUGACACAAAUUGUUCGUGUCUAAUUAAUCUAUUUUAAAGCUUUAUCACAGUCCAAAACUUUUUAUUAUUGUAACAUACAAUACUUCUGUCAGUGUGCACAUCCAGUACAAAUGAACCAUUUUGAUUGCCAAAAGAAGUUACAUGUGUGCCAUUGUAAUUCAAUUUGAAUUCAUCAUGUGGGUCUUGGGUUAGUUUGAAUUUGAGACCCUAGAAUGAAUGUUUUCUUAAAAAUACAAUAGAAGUGAUCUUGUAAGUUACUCCUGUAUAUGUUUCUUAUGAUUGUUUAAAUUAUAUAAAUCUAUGUUAAUUCAGACCUCACAGUACACCAGUAUACCUUAUUACGUCCUUUUAAAAGAUUGCUUAAAAUAUUAAAUAUUGGGGGGGAGGGGGGGGGGAAAUCUCCACUUAGGAUAAUAUCCACCAAAAGUAUUUUAUCAUUGACUCAUCGGCUUAAACAAGCCAUUUGGAUAAUAUCCACCAAAAGUAUUUUAUCAUUGACUCAUCGGCUUAAACAAGCCAUUUGUCAGAUUAUUUCUAUAAAAGUUUAUUGGCAGGAAAACUCUUUGUUGAAUUCAUUACUUUAUAUAAUCUUUGUUUCCUAUUUUUUUUAAAGUUACAAAUAACCCACAUGCAGGGGUCAAUAUUUUUAAAAUAUUAGAGUGUAUACUUUUUGACUACCCAUAAAAGUUGAAGGUGUGAUUACCUAAUUAUCAUAUUUUAUUUUACAGCUGUUCCGCCAUUGUGAUCAACGGAAAGGCCAUAGCACAAGAUAUAAAAGAUGAAAUUAAAGCUGAAGUUGAAUGCAUUGUGGAAUCUGGAAAAAGAGCACCACGUCUUGCAGUUCUCUUAGUUGGCAAUGAUGCAGCAAGUAUAGUCUAUGUGAGAAAUAAAGCAAUUGCUGCUCAUUACACAGGUAUUUAAAAAAAAAAAUGAUGAUAAUCUUUCUCAUUGAUUAAGGAACUCACACUUGAUAAACAAAGUCAAAUUUAAUAAACAAAUCACUAUUCCACCAGCUCUCUUAACCCUUUUGGCUUAACUCUCAAGGUACGUUGUCUUGACUAUUCGGGCACGGCUGGUCGAUGGAUCAUUAAUUGAUUUUUUAAUCACAUUUUUACAUACCAAAGUUAUUUUGAACGGGCAAGUAAAAUUUUUUGGAUAAAUUUUUUUAAAAAAUCAAUUUUAAGAGUAAAUUUAGAUUUUUAAUUUUAAAAAUGUAUCCCCAGCAUCGUGCUUUUUUUGUUAAUGACGCUAUUUUCGUCUGCCAUAUUGCCAAUCCUGUUAAAGUUCGGCGAAGGGUGGUUGCAAUCACUGUGACAAACAGGCUCCGAAUUUAUCUUCUAAUGUUGUUGUUGAUUAUAUUUAAAGUCAAAACGUGAUAAUAGUCCGAUAAAAACAAGAAAAAGACUUGAUUGCUGAUGAUUUUGUAUAGUUUCACCAGAUCAAAAGUGUGCUAUCAAUGGUAAGAUUUUUUUCUUUGUUACGGCGGGUCUAAAACAUCUCAAAUUUUGUGGAAUUAAUGGAAAAAAAUACGUUUACAUUGAUAUACUGUUACAUUGAACUACAUAAUUAUUGAAAUUAAGUAUUUACGCUUAUUUGUAGUCAUUUAUAAUUCCAGUAUAUCAAGUGUAUAUUUUAUUAUUAUUUUUUUUCAUAGGCAUAGUUGUUCGACAUUUCCUUUGUUUACAUUGGAUACGCUUAGAGGAGGCAAUGAUUUUUAGGUCUAUAUUUUAGUCUGGAUUUAAAACAGCUCUUAAUUUUGAAUUUUUAUAAUUUUUAAUGGAAUAAUGUAUUUAGUUUUGUUCAGUUUUUUUUAAAUUAUAAGACCUAAGCUUAUAUGUAAUGCUUAUAUUUGAUUAUAAUUUCAGAGUGUCAGAGUGGUGCCUAGGAUAUUGGACAACCCAAUCAUCAUGACAAUGCUAUUCCUGUGAUAUGACCUGAGCUAACUACUGAAACCUGUUCAAAACAAGACAAGAUAAGGAGUACAUUCAUCUUUAUCUCUUUUCAAAUUCAGUUUCCAUCAAUAAGGCUGGAGAUGCUUUGUAAAUGUACACAACAAUUGCAGCUGCAAUGUCAUGGCAACUUAGCCAAAUUGAUUUUAACACUGUACAUUCCAACUGAUAAACAACAAUUCUAAAAUUCAUUGGACUCAUAACCUGCAAGCCCCACUUGUGUGAUCUGUUACUGGAUAUAAAGGAGUUUAUUCACUGGAUAAUGGAAGUCAUAAAUUGUUUUAGGCCAACAUACAUACCUAUAACUAUUUAGUAAGUUUCUAUGACAAAAAAAAAAGUAAACUGCUGAUAAGCAGGUACAGUUAAUUUCAUCUUUACCUGAUGAAAAGUAAGUGCAUGCAAAUAUUUUACUGGAUCGAGUAAAAUAAAUAAUCAUAAGGAGCAGGAGAGAAUACAUAAAUACAUACUCAUUUCAUAAAUGUAACACAAUAUUGGUAUGAAUAACACAACAGUAAAGAACUAUUGGCCCUGGCAAGAUUCAAUAUCUAAACAAUAUAAAUGGUUCUGUCUUUUUAGUUAGCUAAGCUAAAUCUAACAGCUGUGUCUAGUUGAUUGGAAUGUGAUAAAGUUAGUGGGUAAAAGAUAUCUGCUUUGGAAAAAAUGCAAAUAAUGUGGACAACAAUUAGAAUAGUAGAAGAAAACAACAGCGGCCAAGACUGGUAAGAGACUUAUUCUUUCAUUUUAAUUAAUUUUCUAGUGUUGGGUUUAUAGUCAUAUUUAUUUUAAUCUGAUGAAAAUAAAAUGCUUAUCUUGAAUAAUUAAAAAGAUCUUAUAGCUUUAUUCUUUUUAGUUCCUUAGUAGAAUUAAUAAGGCAGUGAAAAUCUUUUUUUGACAAUGCUUAUGUUUCUGCCGCAGCAUUAUAAAUGAUUAUAACAUAGCAAUAACAUGUUAAAACUGCAAUGGUUAUAUACAAUAAAGAUAUAAUAUAAUUUGAAAAUCUUUAUUAGGUUUAUAAAAUAAAGAGAAAAAUUUGUCCUGCCAUUGUUAUAUAAAUGUGUUUUCUCAAAAACAGUAGUGGUCAUAUUUCAUACUGAUAUGUUUAUUUGAACCCAAUGUGGUAUAUGUUUAAUAAAAAAUAUGUAAAAUUUAUCCACCUUCACUUAUAUUAUUUGCUAAUAAUAAUUGUAUUUCUCUCAUGAAGUACUUACCUGGUUUUCUUUAACUUUUUUAAAAAUUAAAAAUAUAAUUUAAAAAAUGCACUAUUUAAAAAAAUAGUAUGAAGUAUUAUUAAAAGUGGCAUAAUUAAUACAAAUAAUGGUAAAAUUGCUUGAAAUUUGUAUAUGUGUUUUACAAAUGAAUGCCAUUGAUUAAAUAUAACAAUAAUUUGAACUUAAGACUAAACACUUAUUUUUUUGCUUCUACCUGUUUGUGGUAUGUUUGCAUUUUUGGGAAAAUGUAGCACACCUAAAAACUUAAUCUUUUGGCCAUAAAUAAAAAAACAUAAUCAACUGUGAUCUCAUAAUUGGUAUCAAAUAAUAGACCAUUCAAUUCUGAAUCCAGUGAUAUAUAACAUGUUAUUACUGCUAAGUUAUUCACUGAACAACCAGCCAGAUUGUAAAGGUACCUAAUGAGAGAGAAAAAAUGGCAGAAAACCAAGAACAUUUAUGUGUUAAAUCAUUCUUUUCCCCAUGAAUGGAAUGCUAAAAUGAAAACUUGAAUGAUACUACCCAUUACGGUUGAGUCAUGAGAUAAAAGUUCACAAAAAUAACAUUGGACUAAUUUUUUCUUCUUCAGCACAGCACUAUAUUUUUGUUUGACUUAUUCAAAAUAACAGGGAUUGCAUGUGACAUUUUGCGCAUCCCAGAAAAAGUAUCAGAAGAAGAAGUUCUAAGAGAAAUUGAUCUGCUGAACCGUUUAGAGGAAGUUGAUGGUAUAUUGGUUCAGCUGCCUUUACCACCCCAUAUAAAUGAAAGGACUAUUUGUGAUGCAGUUUUACCCGGAAAAGAUGUUGAUGGGUUCAAUGUUCUAAAUGUUGGGCGUUUCUGUGUAGACCAGAAAGCAUUUAUACCUGCAACGCCAUCAGGAGUUUUAGAAAUUCUCAAAAGAUUAAGUACGUUUCAAAGCUUUACAAAAUUCUUUGGAUACUUCUUACAUUUUUAACACAUUAUUAAUGUUGUUUUUUAGUCACGUAAAUAAGAUAUUUUUUAUUUUAAAAUGUAUUAAUCCCCCUCUUCCAGUUGUUAAGUAAAUUAAGUGACCCAGACAAAUGCAAAAAUAUGUUUACUAAGUUAACAGAUUAAACCAGCCAUGAAACUUAAAAUUCAGGAAUUAUGUGUUAAGGCAUUAUUCAGUAUUCAUUCUCCAAUUCAACAGAAAUAGAAACCCGUGGAAAAAAUGCUGUUGUAUGUGGUAGAUCUAAAAAUGUUGGCUUACCAAUUGCCAUGCACCUUCAUUCAGAUGGAAAAGGUGACAACAAUGCAGGUAUGGUAACAAAAAAAACAAAAAAAGUAAGAAAAUGCUCAUCAUUCAUCAGACAUCUAAUAGAUCAUUUUUCACAACGGAUAUUUACUGUAGAUUGCAUGUUAUAUUUAUUGGAAAUAGAGUGCAAUCUUUAUGCUAGAAUUGAAAAUGUUUCAGACAAAAUAUAAUAAGUGGGGAGAGACUGUAAUCAGGUUUAAGUGGAAGGAAAUGUCUGAAAUGAGGUAUGGUAAAACAUGAAAAAGUAUGAAACAAAACAAUGAACAUGUUCGCAAGAAGAAAGCGUACAAACAAAGUCUAACACAAAUAUGAAAAAUAAACUGUGGCUCAAUACCCUGUUUCCCACAUUUCCAUUACGAUGAAAUAUCUUUGAAAAAAAAAUCAAAAUUAAAAUGAUUCUUUUAAAAAUUAUAGUUGCUUUCACAAGGGUAGAGUUGUGUUUGUAUACAACACACUUGAUUUAGAAGUGAUUCAAAAAAAGUUAAAUAUUUAGUUGAUGUCAAAAUGUGUUAAGCCUGCUACCAUUAUAAAAAAUUAAAGAUUUAACAGUGUUCAAUCCCUGAUUUUUCUUCCUACUUAGAAAGUACAAAAUAAUUAUUUCAGGUGACGCAACAACCACAAUCUGCCACCGGAACACUCCCCCAGAUCAGUUGAUGCACUUCAUUAAAUCAGCUGAUAUACUGGUGACAGCUACAGGUGUUCCAGGUCUUGUGACAGCAGACAUGGUCAAAGACGGUGUCAUUGUCAUUGAUAUUGGUAUCACUCGAAUCAUUGAUGAGAAUGGAAAACCUAAGCUGGUAGGAGAUGUGGAUUUUAAAGGUAAGUCCUUCAAAGUAAAAUCUUGUUAAAAAAAUAAAUGUUGUAUACACAGUGGUACCUCGGUAUACCUCCGCUUUGGAUUAAGUCCAACUUGGUAUGCUUCCUGUUUGGACGAGAAACAUUUUGCUUGGUGUAAGACCUUCGUUUAGAAUACAACAUGCGUGCGUGCUAGAACUUGUAUGUGUCACAAUGACACAUCGCGCAUGUGAUACUUGUACGAGUCACAACACCGCGCAAUACUCUUGUUUACCUCUCAUGUAUGUUAAUACGGCAGUUGCUACCAUACAGUGAACGACUUGUGCAAUAACUGAAUUUUCUCAGUGCAUGUUGAAAAAUUGCUUUAGAUCUGGAUACCAGUGUUAAAUUUUCAUUUAUUUCACCUAAGUUCUUUUUAUUUAUGUAUUUUAGUAUUAAGCAGUGUUUAAAUUAUUUUAUACAACCACGUCAAUAAAUGUAUAAUAUGCCAAUAACAAUGUGAUUUUUUUUCUCAUGGGAAGGGAUUAAUCAUCUUCCCUUUAUUUCUUAUGAGAAAAAUACGUUUGGUAUAAGUCCAAGGAUCAGGAAUGGAUUAAGGACGUAUACCGAGGUACCACUGUAAUUAAAAGAAGUGCAACCUGUGUAGAUCACUUGGGCACAUAUGAACCCACUCCCUGCACGCUUCCUUUUUUCUUGUCAAGACACAUAAAAAUGAAAAUAAAUUUCACACAAUAAAAAAUAAAUAGUAAAAUACCAAAUUUAUUGUUAUAUUUUAUGUGUUACAACUAUAAUAUAAUUUAAUUAAAUUUUCAAAUCAAAUUUUUUUUACAGGUGUAUCUGAAAAGGCAAGUUACAUAACACCUGUACCUGGAGGAGUUGGUCCUGUCACUGUUGCCAUGGUUAUAAAAAACACACUUACAGCUUACAAGAAAGAGUAUGAUUAUGGCCCAUGGAAUAAAGCAAUGUCACAUAACAGAUAAUAUUUAAAACAUCUAUUUUUUAAUUCAUUUAAAAGUUUCAGAAAAAAAUAUCAUGAAUGUAGGAUCACUUGAUAUAUGGGAAAUGAAGUAUCUAAGAUCAACGGCAUAUACUUUUUAAUUAUUUGUUCCAUAUGAUGGAGUUAAGGAUAACUAAUGUAUAAUUUAUUGACAUCCCUUGUAAGUGAGAUUUACAUUGAUAAAAUUUGAUCUCAUUAUUUUAUUGUAUUAAAAUACCAUGUGCCAUAUUGAAUAUGUUUUCCCAUCUCUUUAUCUCUCAUUGGAAAAUAAGGGUUGACAUCAAAAAAAAAUUAUAUGAUUUGUUUUUAAAGUUUAUAAUGACACCACUGGGUUGAUAUUUUGAGCGUUAAAGUUAUUUUAAAAUAGAUUAAAAUACUUUUUACUUUGUUUAAUCUACAGUAGAGCUGAUAUUUUUUUCUUAAGUACAGCUGUCUUUUUCUCAGUGAAGAAUCCAUAUAUGACGCUGCAAUUAAUAUAAGUUCAAUAUGCAUAAUUUCUGGGAAUUAAGGUUGGUAACAGAUGGGCAUCCUAUCUUAAAGGCAUAGAUUAUUUAUUUAUUUAUUAUCACAAUAAUAGUCCAAGAAUUACUAUUUUGCAGUUUUUCUUUUGGAUUGUACAAAAAAAAAUGUCUGUAGUUCAUGAACUAUUAUUUUCAAAUUAUAAAAUUAAUUUUUAAGUCAUUGUCAGUGACAUCUUAGUUAACAUGACUCUCUGAUGGCCCUACCACUUCAUCCACAUUUGUCUUUGUCAGCUUUUUUAUAUUUAUUGCUUAAAGGCAUCAUAAUUCUGAUGUGAGGAGAUUUGCACUUUGAUCAGAAAUGCUAUAAUGGACGUUAAUUGGUAAAUUUAAUGAUUGUUAUGGAUAGAUGUAUUGCAGUUAUGACAUCAUAUAAAACUUUAAACAAAAAAAUGAUGCCACGAAAUAUGAAAAUGUGUUAAAAUGUUUUUUUAUCUUCAAAGGUUGAUGUACAAUUCAAAAGUGUGUGUUGAAAUUUGCAGAGGUGCUUGGAGAGCAUAUCAUCAAAUUUAGUUUUUUGUCAUUUUUGACUGUAAGUUACAUCAUUGUAAAUAAACAAGGUUGAUCUGCCCUAUUGUAUGCAAUAAAAAAAAAUAAAAUAAAAUAAAAGUCUGAAAAGAAAUUCAUUUUUCAGUGGACGCUAAUAACCUAUUUGGAUGAUAUAUAACUUAGUUUUAGUUAUUGCUUUUGUAUGUGAAGGAGCAAGAAUGAACUUCAAUUUAACAUUUUUAAUUGAAUAAUAAAAAUCACUCUACUUAUUUGUGGUUGUUAUAAAUUCAAAUACAUGUCAUCAGAUAUAUUGUAUUAUACUAAAAUAUUGUACCGGGUAUUAGCAUAUUUUUCUGUUGAAAAUUAUCUGAAAUUAUAACUUCU
This is a messenger RNA of Lymnaea stagnalis (great pond snail), 9015 nucleotides long. Lineage: Eukaryota; Metazoa; Mollusca; Gastropoda; Lymnaeidae. The record is from the annotation of a GenBank genome assembly.